GUUAUCUGACAUGAACAUUAAGUACAUCAUGACGUUCCUGUGCAGCAUCAAGGUGACUGUGGCGCAAGAUGGAGACAUGCCGAGGUCGCCUUGUCCGUCGGUCUUCGACUACGAGCAAGAGGACAAUGGAGACUGGUCAGGGCGCAUCAAUGUUGUAAUACUUCCAUCGUACCAGAUGCCUCUGAAGCUCUCGGUGGAAGUCACUGUUGCAGCGUACAUAAGAGGCGAUUACGCGGGUAAGGUGAUUCUAAAGGGUAAUAAGGAUGCAAUUGCUCAGAAGAUAUUCAGGGGUGAAUCCGUUCCUAUAAGCUACAAAGUGUUAUUUCCAAUACCAUUCCCUUUACCUCUGGUCAAGAGGAUCUCCCUAAAUCAAGAAGUACUGUGUACUGGACCCGAAGCCUCGGGAGGGGUCGUGACGAACAUCCGGCUGCAGCACACGCUGUUCCCCGUGGCGCAGCUCGAGUCCGGGCCGCCCCCGCCCCCGCCCCCGCCCCCGGAGGCGGUCGCGAGGCGGCCAGCGCAAGGCAGCUCGCCGCAGACCGGCCACGGCGGCGGCGGCGGCGGCCAGAACCAUGUGAGUCCAGACCAGUGCGGUAGACCAGUGGUUCCCAACUUGCUGGUAAUGAAUGGACUGGAACCAAAGAGAGGGGAGUGGCCGUGGUUGUCUGCUCUUUUCAUGAUGGACUCUACGAGUGGCCUCUUUGUCUUCCACUGCAGUGGAACAUUGAUCAACCACAAACACGUUGUCACAGCCGCCCACUGCGUCAAGUACCGCGAGCGAGUUGAGCUGACCACUGAGACGCUUGUCGUGUACUUGGGAAAGUACAACUUGGAGCAAGUGGUUGAAAAGGAAUCAGUUUAUUCAGAGCUAGAAGAAAUACAUCUGCAUCCAGACUACGACUGGAAGAAAUACGACGCUGAUCUGGCAGUGCUGGUGCUCAAGACAGCCGUGAAAUACAACUCGUACAUUCAACCGAUUUGUCUUUGGAAUUUUUCUCCGGACCUCGAUCCAAUAGUGGGGAAACUCGGUACUGUGGUCGGCUGGGGUCGCGACGAGAAGGGCAACCAGGUGACCGCCACGCCGCGCAUGGUGCGCAUCCCCGUGGUCAGCCAGGAGGACUGCCUCCGCAGCCAGCCGGACUUCGUGCUGUUCACGUCGUCGCGAACACUCUGCGCCGGAUUCAGGAACGGUUCCGGACCGUGUAAUGGCGACAGUGGAGGUGGUCUCGUCAUUCCGAUGGAAGACGGUCUCGGUUUACGGUGGUACCUGCGAGGUGUGGUUAGCCUUUCUCUUCUGGACAAGAGUGUUUAUUCGUGCGACUUGAGUCAAUAUGUUGUCUAUACUGACGUGGCAAAAUACAGCGACUGGUUACAUUCGUUUGCAAACUAAUGUAAUACAAAUAAUUGGAAUACCAAAUAAAACCAAAUAUAAUAAAUAAAAUAUUUUUGAUUUUGUACAUUAUUGGAAACCUUAAUAAAUUAUGAAUAACACACAUUUUAAUGUCUGCACUUAUAUUUUUAAUUUUUUUUUCCGUUUAUACACUUUAAAGACAAUAUUAUGCCUACACAAAUUUAUAGCAAAUGAAAGAAAUUUGCAUUUGGUGAUAAGGGAUUCAGCUAAAACCUAAAUUUAAAAAAAAAUUAAAACAUAGAAGUAGAUGCCUGUGUAAAUGAAUUGUUUGUUAAAUUAUUAACAGUCAUUUUAUUUGCUACUGAACCAAAGGUGGCUAACUUUAUAAUACUAAAGAUGUAUUUAAAACUGUAUAAAUCUAAAAUAAUAAAUAUGUAGGUACUGUAUUGU
Molecule: messenger RNA, 1801 nt
Organism: Bacillus rossius redtenbacheri
Lineage: Eukaryota; Metazoa; Arthropoda; Insecta; Phasmatodea; Bacillidae
Product: serine protease gd-like
Exons: 8
Coding region: 11-1390 (459 amino acids)
Biological process (GO): proteolysis
Molecular function (GO): serine-type endopeptidase activity
Source: RefSeq, a predicted model, not a curated record